This is a messenger RNA of Talaromyces atroroseus, 1269 nucleotides long. RefSeq names its product Protein phosphatase methylesterase 1. Lineage: Eukaryota; Fungi; Ascomycota; Eurotiomycetes; Eurotiales; Trichocomaceae. The transcript is spliced from 5 exons. The record is from RefSeq and is a predicted model, not a curated record. Gene Ontology annotation, biological process: protein demethylation. Gene Ontology annotation, molecular function: protein methylesterase activity. Bases 1 to 1269 code for a protein of 422 amino acids.
AUGAGCGACCUACAAAAGGCAUUUGUAAAGGCCCGGCUCGCCAAAUUGCCGCCGGAUAUCCCAAUCCCCGAAGAAAACGACGAGAGCUCUGCUGCUGGCAGAGGCACGGGCACUGGCACGAUAGAAGAGGAGGAUUUCGACUCGUCGUCGACAUCGUCAGCUUCUUCCACGGGGACUGUUGUCCCCUCUGCAGCUCAGAAUCUCUUUGCGAGGCCGUCUUUUCCAAGAAGCCAGCGGAAGGACUCAAAUGAUUCAUUAACCUGGAGAGAGUUCUUCGCGCGCGAAAUCUACAUAGAGAGAGACUCGGAUGACCUGCAUGUUGUUCACCAUGCUUACAUAACGCCGCCUUCAGGAUCUGGUCCUCUGUUCGUGACACACCAUGGGGCUGGCUCCUCUGGACUGUCAUUUGCUGCUUGUGCAGUAGAAAUUCGCAAAAUCCUUCCAGAGGCUGGCAUCUUGUCCCUGGACGCUCGUCAUCAUGGAGAUACUACUGUAGAAUCGAUCAAUGGCGAAUCCAAAGGUCCUGAUUAUCACUUGGAGACUCUAAGUCGUGAUCUUGUUGCUGUGAUCAGAGGGACCCAGGCACAGAUGGCCUGGGAUACAUUGCCAGACAUAGUCUUGGUUGGCCACAGUCUCGGAGGCGCGGUCAUUACAGAUGUUGCUAAAGGUGGUGAACUGGGUGCGAAGCUGCUAGCAUAUGCAGUUCUAGAUGUUGUUGAAGGCUCUGCAAUAGAUGCUCUACAGAGUAUGGACACGUAUUUGUCGACGCGACCUACGAGAUUCUCCUCUUUGUCGUCGGCGAUUGAGUGGCACUUUCGCUCACGAACAAUCCGCAAUGCCACUUCCGCGCGAGUAUCUGUUCCUUCAUUGUUAACAGAGGAGACAACUCCAUCCGACCCGUCACGCCCUUGGGUGUGGAGAACCAAUCUGGCAGAGACGAAAUCAUUCUGGGAAGAUUGGUUCAUCGGACUAAGCAGAAAGUUCAUCGAGGCCAAAGGUGGCAAGCUACUUUUACUAGCCGGCACGGAUCGACUAGACAAGGAACUUAUGAUUGCGCAGAUGCAAGGGAAAUAUUCGCUGCAAGUCCUGCCUCUCUCGGGACACUUUAUUCAGGAGGACCAACCGGCCAAAACAGCGCGAUUUCUGGUGGAUUUCUUCAAGCGCAACGAUAGAACGCCGCUGGUUUUGCCGCCCAAGGUUGGAGAUAUUAUGGCUUCCAAUGCGAUGGAGAAGGGCUUCGGUGCGAAGACUGGAGGGAAGAGAGCAUGA